ACAAAAAAAAUUGGUUUGCCAGACUAUCUUUCAUUGUUUGCUCAAGAACAAUGCUCCCUUUUACGGAUAAAUUAAUAUUAAUCUCAUAAAACAAAGGGAGAAAAAAAAAUCAAUGUACGUUUAUUGAAUUGUAAAUAGUGAAAUUAGUAGAAGAAGAAAAUAUAAAGGUGUGUAUACAAUAAGAAUAUGGGAGCAUAUAGAGCAGAUGAUGAUUAUGAUUACUUGUUUAAGGUGGUUUUGAUCGGAGACUCCGGUGUCGGAAAAUCUAAUCUUUUGUCCCGUUUUACUAAAAAUGAAUUCAGCCUCGAAUCCAAAUCCACCAUUGGCGUCGAAUUUGCUACCCGAAGUAUUCAUGUUGAUGAUAAGGUUGUCAAAGCUCAGAUUUGGGAUACUGCUGGCCAAGAAAGGUAUCGUGCCAUAACAAGUGCAUACUAUCGAGGUGCUGUUGGAGCACUACUAGUAUACGAUGUCACUCGUCAUGUUACAUUCGAAAACGUCGAGAGGUGGCUAAAGGAGCUACGUGAUCACACAGAUGCCAACAUUGUGAUCAUGCUGGUAGGAAACAAGGCAGACCUGCGUCACCUGCGAGCUGUUAUCACGGAUGACGCCACCGCAUUUGCAGAGCGUGAAAACACCUUUUUCAUGGAGACUUCCGCUCUUGAGUCUAUGAAUGUAGAGAAUGCCUUCACAGAGGUACUCACCCAGAUCUAUCGAGUUGUAAGCAGGAAGGCUCUUGACGUCGGGGAUGAUCCUGCAACUUUACCCAGAGGACAGACGAUCAAUGUUGGAUCAAGAGACGAUGUAUCAGCUGUUAAGAAGGCGGGAUGUUGCUCGUCUUAAACUACGGCAACGUGAAAUACUAUCUCAAAGAAAAAAAAUUAACUGUUUAUAGUUUAUGUGCUAAAAAUUAAACAGGACCUGUUAGCUAAAAUAUGUAGGAUAUGAUAAGAUGAAUAUGCAGUUUAAUUACCUUGUUAUAUAUAAGUUGUGAACUACUUUUUCCCCCUUUGUACUACUUUGAUAAUCAAUUGUUGCAGUUUAAUGUUCA
Mercurialis annua (annual mercury) is the source of this 1048-nucleotide messenger RNA. RefSeq names its product ras-related protein RABA1f. Lineage: Eukaryota; Viridiplantae; Streptophyta; Magnoliopsida; Malpighiales; Euphorbiaceae. Bases 187 to 840 code for a protein of 217 amino acids. The record is from RefSeq and is a predicted model, not a curated record. Gene Ontology annotation, cellular component: endosome. The transcript is spliced from 2 exons. Gene Ontology annotation, molecular function: GTP binding; GTPase activity.